Messenger RNA from Meyerozyma guilliermondii ATCC 6260, 1464 nucleotides. It is a transcript of the gene SAM50, whose product is annotated as SAM complex subunit. The transcript has a single exon. The record is from RefSeq and is a predicted model, not a curated record. NCBI's taxonomy places the organism in Eukaryota, Fungi, Ascomycota, Pichiomycetes, Serinales, Debaryomycetaceae. Gene Ontology annotation, cellular component: SAM complex; outer membrane. The coding region runs from base 1 to 1464 and encodes 487 amino acids. Gene Ontology annotation, biological process: protein insertion into mitochondrial outer membrane.
AUGGAUCCGCACCCAUCUCAACUUUCGAACUUUAUUCUCUUUAUGGACCACGACAAUUUGGCCGAUCGUCUAACCGGCACGCCACAAGUUCUGCAGCAGUCUGAGUUGGAGCUGCUUUUGCAGAGGAAGCAGCAAAUACUCCAAAACCAAAGCCACGCGACAAUAGAAGCAAUAUUGAAAGAAAAUGCCACGGCUCCAAUUCACGUUUCUAAUGCCCAAGUCACCAAUGGUCAAGCAUUUCGGGACUCUUUUCUCCAAGCACAACUCAAGCCGCUUUUGAAAUCGGAUCUUACCACGUUACACAAACUAUCUCUCGGAAUAGACGAGGUGAGUCGAAAUUUCACCAACGCUGGAGCGGUGAAAUCCAUCGCCGUUUCGUUGUCUUCUCCCCAUUCGAAUUCGCCCUUUUUGCAGCGCAGAAGACGACCGGGGUAUGAGAUCGUGCCUGUGUUCCACAUAGACCCCGUUUCGAAGUUUUACGCCAAAACAGGAACAAAUAUAGGCAAUGGUGAAGGCGACACAUACAUCCAAUUUCAGCUCCGGAACAUUUUUGGCGGCGGAGAAAGUUUGGUCAUGGACGCCGUUAAGGGAACUCGUACGCCAUCGCUGUAUCUCGUCAACUACUCACAGCCAAUAUGGAACAAUCCCGACUACAUGAGCGACACUCAGGCGUAUAUUCAUACUAGAACCAUGGACUGGAUAGGUGCCAGCACCAAGGUUAGAGGCAUCACCACCAAGAUUUAUACUCAGUUUUUGAAGAGUAAUCACGAAUUGGUGCUAGAAAACUGCUGGAGGUCGCUUUCCAACCAAACUUCCAAGUCGCUAGAAGUUUUGGCCCAGCUGGGUGAAGACUUUAAGACAUCUCUAAUUUACAACUGGAAAUACGAUACCAGGAACAACUUGCAUCUUCCCACCAGUGGACACUACUACCGUCUUGGCUUGGAAUACAGUGGCAUCCUUGCUGUAAAUAAUGUUCGGUACAGCAAAAUUGUCGCCGAGACUCAACAUGCUGUGGAACUCAACGACUCACAUUCAAUAAUUGGAACACUAAAAUCUGGCUUUAUAGCCUCCCGUGGCUCUACAAGCAGCAUAUUGGACCGGUUUUACAUGGGGGGUCCUAAUGAUGUUCGAUCGUUUGUCCACAAUGGCUUGGGUCCCAAACUGUUCGGCUCUAGCAUUGGUGGAGAUUUUUUUGUCAGUGGAGGGUUUUCCUUGGUUUCUCGAUUACCGGCAAAAGCACGAGACAGCAACUUUCGGCUUCAUAGUUUUGUGAAUGCUGGUCACUUGGCACUGAAUUUAAAAACGCUCAAUUGGUUGCAACCGUCGGUUGGUUGCGGAAUCGGUAUACUAUACAACCAUCCCAUGGCUCGGUUUGAGCUUAAUGUGGUGGUUCCUUUGACGGCACACGAGCGGGAUGGACUCCGAAAGGGGAUCCAGUAUGGAAUCGGAAUCUCGUUUUUGUAA